Molecule: messenger RNA, 946 nt
Organism: Caenorhabditis auriculariae
Lineage: Eukaryota; Metazoa; Nematoda; Chromadorea; Rhabditida; Rhabditidae
Source: the annotation of a GenBank genome assembly
AUGCUUGACGAAUUAAGGCAAGCCGAGGGCCAACUGCCGAGCGAUUUCGGCGACGAGGCGUCCGUCUGUCAGCUUGAAAAAUGGGCGGAGUUCUUGCUCAAGCGAAUUUCCUUCUUUCGAAUAAGGGAGUCGUGGAAAAAUAAGAGGACGUUUUCACGGCAUCAUUCGCACUAUAGCUUUAUUAAAGUUUAAUGAAUAAAACCUUCAGACGCUGUGCAAGAAGUGGAAGGUUCUAAAAAAAUGGAUCACCGUGGUUUUUUUGUGAAAAAAAGAGUUAUAUAUAGAAAAAAAGCCUUGCACUGAGCUGAAUUCCUAGAAAAAAAUAUCAUUUUCCUCAAAAACAAAAAUGGUAUACUUUUUCAAUAAAUUCCAUUUACAAUAAAUUCUCAGACAUUUUUUUGGCAAAAUAUAAUGACUUUUUGCUCGCAAAUCUAGUGUGUUAAGAGCGUUCAGCAUUGAAAAAAAAACUGACAGAAAAAGUUGCUGCAAGGAGGGGAAACAGCUUUGCAAGAAUCCGAAAAAUAGACACUAGCAGAUUUUGUUCAACAAUUAUUCGGCUCAUUAAACAAUGUUUUGUGAGAUUUUCUCGAAAAGAUGUUGAAUAAAUUUUUAAAAAAAACUAUCAUUUUUUGAAGAGUUCGGGUUGGACAAAAAUUUUAGACCAAUCUCAGGCUGCAGCUGCUUGAAAAAAAAACCAAAAACAUCAUUAGUUUGUGAAAACGGGAGUCAGGUGGGCCGAAAAUUGUUUUGAAAGGCCUCGAAAGCUCACCAAGGCCGAAAAGACGUCGACGUGGUCCAACUGGAGCUCGACGUCGCUGUGGCACCAACUAAUCUUGCCUUCAUCGUAUUAACGACUUCUCAUUUGCCGCUCUAUUUCUGGGCGUACGGCAUCUUCUUUCAGCGCCUUGCUCCUUACUGCCUUCCAUCGGAAUCCCAUUACUAUUGA